AUGUCCGCUGACAGGGCCUCCGUUCCCACGUGCCACACUACCACCGCCGCCGGGGCGCCCAAAUUUGCCUGGGUGCACGAACACUGGAGGCUGCUGGCACAGCUCCGAUUCCGACUGCCCGGUGGAUCAAAUCUCGACCUCAACCCGCCACGUCCGCCAGCUACAGCUCGAGCUCGAGAUUCUCCGACACCCAACUGUUACCUCAGCUCGACUGAUACCAGCAAACUACAGCCCAAAGCCCAACGACGCGCGACGACCCAACCGCCCAAGUCGGAAGCGCACCAAACAUCGCCCGUCAGCCCACCGUCGGGCACCAAACCUCUCACAGAUCCGAAGCCAUCACCACCACCCACUUCGAACACGCGAUAA
This is a messenger RNA of Colletotrichum gloeosporioides, 369 nucleotides long. RefSeq lists its product as uncharacterized. The coding region runs from base 1 to 369 and encodes 122 amino acids. The transcript is spliced from 2 exons. The record is from RefSeq and is a predicted model, not a curated record. NCBI's taxonomy places the organism in Eukaryota, Fungi, Ascomycota, Sordariomycetes, Glomerellales, Glomerellaceae.